CUAGUUCAGUAGUAGGCUAAAUGCUUAGAGCUGAUGGUGAAGCCAGCAAGGAGCCUCAAAGGGCUAGUGAGAGGACCAAUUUCCUUGUCAUCUUCACUGCCUUACCUAACUGACUGCCAAGCAACAGCACCUACCAUCAGUUCACUUGAAGAUUGUGUCUCUGUUCACAAGUAUUCACCAUCAUGCUGAUGAAAAAUUGCCAUUACCAAAUGGGAGGUUUUGCUUUGACCACAGUGGCCUGGCUACUUUGUUGCAUAUCCAUAGGCCUCCCUCAGUGGCAAGUGUGGCACUAUGAAGACCCUGUGAUCCUCAAGCCUACAGUGGCUUUUGUGGGCAUAUGGAGAGCCUGCAUUUUCCACACUGACAGCAACUCCAGCAACAACAGAUUAUGUCACCAAUACAACUACCGUGAUUCCUUCGUUCCUUUGUAUAUUCGAAUAAACCAGCACUUGCUGCUGGUUUCUAGCUUUCUUGGGCUCUUUGGGAAAAUCACCACCAUUAUUGCUCUUUCGAAUGUGAGUAUGGGAAGAGUACGGAGGAAUGCCACCUGCAAUCCAUUCAGCCUUUCAGGGAUUCUGAACAUCAUUGCUAGCAGCUUUCUUUACCUUGCUGUUUUGUUCAAUUACAUAGCCAUCGUGCGCAAAUGGGGGGUUGCCUUCCCACCAUCUUUCCAUAUGCCUUCCCACCCAGACAUUCAGAAGAUGGGAAGUGCCAUGGCUUUGGCAAUUAUAGCUGCGGUUUUCUUUCUACUAAGUGGUACAAUUUGCCUUUCUUCAAAUUUAGGCAAGUCGCCCCAUUCCAAAAUUUAAAAGUAAAUUACUACCUAACAUAGACUUGAAAUGCCAGCAAAGAUACUGACUAUUCUUCGUGUGUCUACAUAAAUUUCCAAACAUCUUGAAAGAAUGCCAAUUGAGGCCUAUGACGAAAACUAGUUCAGUUGACAUUCCCUUAUCUUUUUUGGCUUCUUUUGUGUUGCCUUAAUUCAUUAUUUGGAUUGCGGGCUUUUAUUAAAUAAAAUCUUAUUUUAUGGGUAGUA
Molecule: messenger RNA, 1036 nt
Organism: Rattus norvegicus (Norway rat)
Lineage: Eukaryota; Metazoa; Chordata; Mammalia; Rodentia; Muridae
Source: RefSeq, a predicted model, not a curated record